Messenger RNA from Fomitopsis serialis, 1047 nucleotides. RefSeq lists its product as uncharacterized. NCBI's taxonomy places the organism in Eukaryota, Fungi, Basidiomycota, Agaricomycetes, Polyporales, Fomitopsidaceae. The coding region runs from base 123 to 794 and encodes 223 amino acids. Gene Ontology annotation, cellular component: mitochondrion. The transcript has 2 exons. The record is from RefSeq and is a predicted model, not a curated record.
GCCGUCAUGACGCGCACCUGUUGUUCGCGUGAUUAUUUAUUAGUCGCAGCGCCGUCCUCGCUGUCCUCGCUGUCGUCCUCGCUGUCUGCGCCGUCGUCCUCGCUGCCCUCGCCACCGCGCUCAUGGUGCGCAACCUCAUCCUCCGCUUCCCCCUCUUCCGCGCACUCGCCCCCCGCCUCGCCAGACCUAUUCUGCCCCUCACACGCCUCGCACCAAGCCCGCUAGCCCUCACCGGUGCGCCCGCCACCUCCUCCCGUCUCUUUCACCACAUCCCUGCACGCCUCACCGACUCCCCGCCUCGCUCCCCACCACCAAAUGACCCCGAGAGUCCCGGCCUCCCCCCAGAUGCGACGCUCUCCCAGCGACUAAAACACCUCAUCAAGGCCUACGGGUGGUACGCCCUCGGCAUGUACAUCGUCGUCGGCGCCCUCGACUUCGCAGUCGCCUUCGCCGGCAUCAACAUCAUUGGCGCGGAACACGUCUCCAGAGUCACCUCCGCCGUCAAGGACUACGUCGCUGGGCUCAUCAACUCGAGACCGCCAGAACCCGGCAGGGAGGAGAUGGAGAGCAUGUCGUCCCAUGCGCACGGGGGCGGCCAGGAGGGCCUCUAUGCCAUGCUUGUCCUCGCCUACACGGUGCACAAAACGCUCUUCCUCCCGGUGCGCGUUGGCCUUACCGCCACGUUGACACCCAAACUUGUCCAUUGGCUGCGGACUAGAGGCUGGGCAGGCGGCGAGGGUACGAAGCGCGCCGCGCGCGAGAUGCGAGAAAGAAUGAGGAGAGACAAAGAUUAGAUUCGAUCGAACUGCUUGCGGUGUGCGUGCAUGAUAUCUUGUCCUUGUUAUUGACUUACCCGCUGUAUAAUGCUCACCUCUACUUAACCUGCGCAAUAGACUAUGUUCCCUCGCAUGAAGUGAGCAUCAGGGCACGGCGAGGGCCCCUCUGCCCUUGGGACCCCAGAACGAACUUGUCAAUGUGUUCGGAUCCAUACCUUCAUGUAUCAUUUCACGUAAUCCGCCUUGUGCGUUCAUCUUUGGCGCGUGAUAU